GCAUUUAUGCUUACACCUUAUACCAGCAAAAACAAGAACAGGCUAAAAUUGAAGCCCAUUAUCAAAAAGAAAGUCAAAAAAUUAGUCAAGAAGUUCAUCUUCCUCCGGAAACUUUACAGCAAAUUCAAACCGAACAGGAAAUAAUUAAGCAAAAAGAAUUAGAAAUCCAACAACAAACCGAAACUCUCCAAAAAGCCGUCGAGAUAGAAGAGAAAUUAAAAAAGGCACAGGAUAGUUUAGGCACCUCUCCAAUGUCUUGA
Paraglomus brasilianum is the source of this 260-nucleotide messenger RNA. The record is from the annotation of a GenBank genome assembly. Lineage: Eukaryota; Fungi; Glomeromycota; Glomeromycetes; Paraglomerales; Paraglomeraceae.